GACGCAGGAUCCUUCCGUCAGUCGUCUCUAGCAUAGAGACGGUAGAACAAAUAUUCUAGAUAACCCCGUGCAGUCGCAGAUACGGUGAAAUAUAAAUCAUCGACCCACUUCCUCAGCCCUAUAUAGUCAACUCGCCGAUCGCUGCUGCACUUGAUCUCAUGCGACAAGCCUUGCAUAAAAGUGUGGUGUCGUCGUCACUAUCACAUUACUUCCCUAGAUCGUGAGCUCUAGAUCAUGGCCGCGACGGGCAUACCCCUCCUCUUCCCCGAUCCCCAACCGCAAGCCGUACCCGUCUAUCUUACACCUUCCACGGCCACCGUUUCUGACUCAAGCUUCUCUUGGAAUAUGGCGCCCCGUAUGGAGGAGCAACAUCCGAACGCAAAUCUAAGGCCAAAUGCUUCUCAACAGCGCAGAUCUAUCAGCCCACGCACAACCGCCACAAAUGCUCCAGCAAAAGCGACAAGCAACGACAAUGCGGGGCCCAGUUUAUCUUGGGUUGUUGGCAAUAACCCCCAGGAGAUGCGAUCGAAGAAGAACAUGACCACAGUGCGCAAGAGAGCGAUGAGGGCGUUCUUGGAAACGAACAGCAAGGACCCCAGGAAGACCAAGAACCCAGUCGACCACCAACUCCGCCUUAGUGUGAGUUCCACUCGUUCGAACGCAAGCACUCCAAAUCGGGAUGUUGCAACAACUGUAAAUGAGGGAUAUGUCGGGGGUGAAGGCGGAGUGUCGCAAAGCUCUACAAUUAUAUCAACAGUACCGACAGCAUCGCAACCCAUUCAGCACUCAUCGACUCCAGACACUCAGAUGUCUUCAAUGCUAAUACUCGGACCGGCGCCUAUGGUCAUCCCUGUGAGGACUAGCGACCAUGGCGAGAGGUUGCCGUACGAUCGCACAGAGGCACCACUGUUCGUGUCCCUGGGCAAGAACAUCGACCCAUUCAGGACAAUGUUCCAGUCAACCUACAAAGUGGUUUCUGUGGAAAGAAUGAAGUUCCUGUGCGCAAGAUUCUUUGGCACAUACGCCAUGGGGCAGAGAUGGAUACCCACUGUGCUAAGCGCACCACACACUUAUCUGAGCACCUUGGUCUGCGCCUCCGCGCAUCUGGACGUCAUUCUCGAGCGAAGCACAGAAAGUCCCGAGACACUAGCUCUUCGGCACGAAGUGAUGCAUCUCAUUGAUCGAAACAUACUGUAUCCAAACAAGCAGGUGGACGAUCUCAACAUCACCGCGUUGACCCAGCUCAUCGUGAGCGAAGUGAUUGGGCGGCGUGAAAUCGCGCUGAAGUUCCACGCCAAAGGUAUCCGAGCCAUGUUUGAACAACGCGGUGGUCUGAGCCAGCUGGGUCUAAAUGGUUACCUUGCAUCCACAAUCACGUGGACCAUGCUCGAGUCAGCGAUUCUGUCAGAGAGCAAGCCUGAGGAGGUGUACUUGGAGUAUGGUACUGCGCAUUCAACAAGGUACCCAGCCUAUCCGGUGACCGCAACCAUUCCAGAGUCGCCAAUCUACCGCCCACGGCCCCAAUUCGAAACCCUCAAGAGGUCGAGAUCUUGCACAAAGCAGACCCUAGACCUUCUCGACGACGUCCACGUCAUGAUCGAACUCUUCCUCAAUCCAAGCAGAUCUCUUCGACGAGACUCGAAGACUCUCCUCAGUCUGUACAAUGACAUCCUUACCAACUACCCACCCAUAUCCCGAGCGCAGGGUACGACACGCAGUGACUACAGAUACGAAGCAGUCCGUAUCACAGCCAUCCUUCAGGCCACGGCGAUCAUGAAUCGCAUCCCAUUGUCGAGCGCUCUUUCUCGGGGGAUAAACACAGGGCCAAAAAACUCAUGGCCUUUGUACAACUUCCCACCAACAUCCGGUUCGGACUUCCCUCCAGCAUCACCAGCUUCACCGACAAACCUACGCCAUGACUCUACAGCAAGCCUAUACGCAAGUAGUCUUGCUCCCGAAGAAGCAGCGAACCCAUACUUCGACCCGGCACGAUCCUCAUUUUCUUCGAUCCGGACCUCCAAUCCGUCCAUCUCCUCAUCAGUAUCCCACCCGUCGUUUUCAUCAAUCGCAACAUCACAUUCGUCCCUAUCCUCAUCAACAGUACCAUACCCGACAACCUCGCGCCCGAAAUUGUCCACAACAACAUCCUACCCUUCCGACUACAGCCUCUUCCCCCAAUCCACAGCCGCCGCUCAAAACGAAACCACCCUCCUCAAGGACCUCAAAGCCGUCCUCGACAACUCCAACAUGUCGGAGUGCUGGCAAGACAUGGCCGGCGUGCUCCUGUGGAUCGGCCUGACCAUCGGCGCCGCAAGCCACAAGAGCGAAGACAUGGUGCUCAAGCGGUGGUACUCGGGACUCUCGAUGCGUGCCAGCAUACUCCUAUGCUUCGAGCACCCUGAGGCUACCAACGCGACGAUGCUGCGGAUGGGCCAGCUGAUCGAAGCGCUGGGGCUGGCGGGCGCGUCGAGUGCGCGGGACAUUGCUGGCGGGUCUGUGGGGAGGGACGGCGCGGCGCCGGCGAAGAAGAGGAGGGUUUGAGGGCACCGUGGAAGGGUUCUCCUGCUCGAAUCGAGUCAGGAGGGAGACGUUGGAUUAAGCUUCCCCGGUGUGGCGAGGUGUUCGGCGUCUCCGAUGUGGGUCUUACGGCAAGGCUGAGGGAGGGUGCCUGAGGCCCACAUAGUCAGCUUGUCUGUUCGUGUAUAUACUUGCGCCUGUAUUGUAUGGGAGUUUGUGGUAUGCAUCGUGGUUGGAUAUGUACUACACAGCAAUUGCAUACGUCAGUCACUUUAUCUUCAACACGUGAGUCUUGACGAAUGGAUGUAGGU
Boeremia exigua is the source of this 2828-nucleotide messenger RNA. RefSeq lists its product as uncharacterized. The record is from RefSeq and is a predicted model, not a curated record. NCBI's taxonomy places the organism in Eukaryota, Fungi, Ascomycota, Dothideomycetes, Pleosporales, Didymellaceae. The transcript is spliced from 2 exons. The coding region runs from base 235 to 2541 and encodes 768 amino acids.